This is a messenger RNA of Pseudocercospora fijiensis CIRAD86, 990 nucleotides long. RefSeq lists its product as uncharacterized. The transcript is spliced from 9 exons. Bases 1 to 990 code for a protein of 329 amino acids. The record is from RefSeq and is a predicted model, not a curated record. NCBI's taxonomy places the organism in Eukaryota, Fungi, Ascomycota, Dothideomycetes, Mycosphaerellales, Mycosphaerellaceae.
AUGGCAAUUCACCACAUCUGUAAUACAAAGAAUCCCACCAUGCGCCGAGAAAAUGAGUUCCUCCCGGCUCACUUGCAACGAGCUUUGCAAGGCUGGUGCAAGCAUCACCAUGUUGAGAGCGGGAUGCUUCCAAGAGGCUGUCGAUCACAGAUCGAUGAAUCAAGAUUCGCAGGGGACAGACCUGGAGGUAAUCUCUGCGUAAGAGAUGAUCUUGACUUGAGAGGAUCCAAACCAGCGGAUGAUGUCGUGCUCGAGACCAAGAAUACUCGCGAUGCUGACCAGGCUCAACUCCAACCUCGUGCUACUGUUAUUGCUGUUGACUGGGCAGUCGGUCCAAUGGACUCUGGAGCUCGACCCGAAUGUGAUAUUCGACGAUGGGCCAAGGAAUGCGCAUCGUUCGCGAGAUGUGACAAUCCCAAUCGCACUGCGGGACUGUCGUUCAAGCUUGAGUCUUGCAGCGCAUUGCAAGAUAAUACGCGAGACUCAAAUCUUUCCAGGAGUCGUUCAUCAAUGCCUUCCAUACGCUGCUGCAGGCCAUCAGUUACAGCAGUCCAUCCACCGAGUCAUCAGUCUGCAGAGUUACAUGGAUGUAUUGGAUACUGCCUGCUCGACUCUGAGCUGAGCGCUCUUGGAUGCCUGAGUUUGAUCCAUGAGCUUACGUACUCGGGACUUGCGCGUCCUGCAGGCUUCACAGACAAUAGCUACACGUCUGUCGGCUCUGCCAAAGGGGGGUCUAUUGCCAUAGCACACAGAUCUGGUCGAACUUGCCACAUACAGUGCGAUGCAGAUGAACGGUACAUGUAUGUACGUUCCAGAAGCGCGGAGAUAUGUAGGAAACCGGACAUCCGCAACGGACUCAAGUCCGUGUGGCGCAGAUCCACUGCUGGCCACAUCAAAGCUGCAGAAUGUCUACCUACAGUAUGGGAAUUUAGAAAUCUGAAGCGAGAUGGCAUGAACGAUGGGGAUUACAUGCAUAUGUGGCCAUGGUAA